AGUCCCAAAGUAAAAUGCUCGCUCGCGCUGCUCGGUAGAUAGAGAGGGAAUCCCAACCUCCUCUGUAUUUUUUUUCUCUCUCCAGAACGAUAAACGAUAAACGAGCAGCACACCCUUACUUUACCUGAAGGCGCACAUAUCAUAACAAACGGCACACUUUACACGAUACGAGACGAGACGGAUAGAAGAGACGACACGAGACGGACAGGAUUGAAAACGAAAGAAAGAAAGGCAAGAGCGAUUGAGACAUCAUGAAGUUCGGCCAGCAACUCCGCACGUCCCUGAUCAAGGACUACCAAUACCACUACAUAGCGUACGACGACCUAAAGUCGGAGCUGAAGACACGGCUGUCAGCGCACAGCCAAUGGACCGAGGACGACGAGAAGGCGUUCGUGCGGGUUUUGGAGGCCGAGCUCGACAAGGUGUUCACGUUCCAGAAGGUCAAGAGCGGGGAGAUCGUGCGGCGCAUCAAGGUGUCGCAGAAGGAGGUCGAGGAUGUCAUCAAGCUGCUGGAUUCGCGACGCACUGGGGAACAGGCGCCCACUGAGGAGGACUUUGAAAUGCUCGAGGAGGACCUGAGCGAUAUCAUCGCCGAUGUCCACGAUCUGGCAAAGUUCACGCAGCUCAACUACACGGGCUUUCAGAAGAUCAUCAAGAAGCACGAUAAACAAACCGGCUGGACCCUGCGCCCAAUCUUCUCCGCGCGCCUGAAUGCGAAGCCGUUCUUCCGUGAUAACUACGACGAGUUCAUCGUCAAGCUCUCGAGAUUGUACGACCUUGUCCGUACGCGUGGGCACCCGACGCAGGGAGACUCCUCGGCCGGUGGCUCGCAGCAGAACUUCGUCAGGCAAACGACAAAGUAUUGGGUGCAUCCGGAUAACAUCACGGAGCUCAAGUUGAUUAUUCUCAAGCAUCUUCCCGUCCUGGUGUUCAAUGCCAACAAGGAAUUUGAGAAAGACGAUGCCGCCAUCUCGUCCAUCUACUACGACAACAAAGAUUUCGAGCUGUAUCUUGGCCGUCUCCGCAAGGACGAAGGCGCCGAGGCUGUGCGAUUGCGUUGGUACGGAGGAAUGGAGACGGAACAGAUCUUCGUCGAGCGCAAGACGCAUCGCGAGGACUGGACUGGUGAGAAGUCCGUCAAGGCGCGAUUCUCAUUGAAGGAGAAGAACAUCAAUGCCUUUCUCCGCGGCGAGUAUACCGUUCAACAAGCCUUCGAGAAGAUGCGCAAGGAGGGAAAGAAGAGCGUGCAAGAGAUCGAGUCCCUUGAGGCGCUUGCGAGGGAGGUGCAGUACACUGUGCUUGCCCACAGGCUGCAGCCUGUGGUGAGGAGUUUCUACAACCGCACGGCGUUCCAGCUGCCGGGCGACGCCCGCGUGCGUAUCUCGCUCGAUACAGAACUUUCGCUCAUCCGUGAGGAUAACUGGGACGGCAAGCAGCGCUCAGGAAAGGGCUGGCGCAGGACUGAUAUCGGAAUCGAUUUCCCGUUCAGUCAGUUGCCAGCGGCAGAUAUCGAGCGUUUCCCAUACGCCAUACUCGAGGUGAAGCUGCAGACACAGGCGGGACAGGAACCACCGGAGUGGGUCAAGGAACUCACCUCUUCCCAUCUCGUCGAGGCCGUCCCCAAGUUCUCAAAGUUCAUCCACGGAUGCUGCACGCUGCAUCCCGACAAGAUCGAUCUUCUCCCCUACUGGGCACCGCAGAUGCACAUCGACAUCCGCAAGCCCAUCACGCAUCGCUUCGGCAUCGAGCGGCCGAACCAGAGCGCAUCCGUCUCCACAUCCGACGACCCAUCGGAUACCGAAGAUGAAGACGACGCCCCCUCGGCCACCCAAACCCCCGCCAACGGUGCCGAGCCGCGCCUCAUCGACAUCACCGAAUCCAACGGCAACGGCCACACCACCACCGCGGUCACGCACCAAGGCGGCAACGGCGUAAUGGACGAAGAAGAGCGUCUCGCAGUGGACAACCAAGAGACCGAAGACUACCCGAUCUACGACUCGGAAGCCUCUGACGACGAAGACGACACACCGCUGCGCCGGCGGCGCCAGCCGGGCCUUACCAAGCGUGUGCAACGCGCCGGAACCUUAGCCCUCCACUACCUCAGCUACCUCAUCCCGCGUCCGCGGUCCACCCAAGUCGAGAUCCCGACGCUCCUCUCGGGCACCGUCUACGCGCGCAAAUUCCGGGCACCUCCGGGCAAGCGCAUUUUCGUCCCCGUGCGCGUGGAGCCAAAGGUGUACUUCGCGGCGGAGCGCACGUUCCUCUCGUGGUUCGAGUUCGCAAUCAUCAUGUCGGCGGUAGCCACGACGCUACUGAACUUCGCAGCGGACACCACCGGCGCCCUGCUCUACGCCUCCCUCGGCUUCACCAUCACCGCAGUCGCAAGUCUCGUCUACGCCGCCGGAUUGUAUCUCUGGCGCGUAAGAAUGAUGCGUGCUAGGCGCGCCGUGGGCUACCAUGAGAAAUAUGGACCUACCAUACUCUGCGUGCUCAUGGUGGUCGCCAUCGCGGUCAACUUUGUCGGCGCUAUGAAGGGGAAGGUCGGCGCGCCUGGGAAGGUGGGGAAGUUGGAGUUGUAGAUAUGGAUAUGGAUGGGGAUGAGACAACUAACUGCUUAACUGCUUAAGUAUGCGUAUGCGUUUGCGGUGAAUGCUUGGUUUUGUUUUGUUUUGCGUGUGGUUGUUUUUUUUACUUGCGUGCGUGCGUGAGUGUGUUUUUUUUUGUCGAGUAUUGAGGCUAUGAUGGAGAUGGGAAUUGAAUUGAUGGGGUGUUUCUCGUAAUGAUUUCUCGGUGCCGACAAUGGUGAUACAUGCUGGUCAUUGGUCACUGGUUAUGAAGUUGCGGAUUUUGAGGUAAUUGCCUACAUAAUGCUUUUGCAUUGAGUGCGUAUUUACUUGCGUGAGUGCGUGAGUGCGGUUUUUGUCGAGUAUUGAUGCUAUGAAGGAG
Molecule: messenger RNA, 2946 nt
Organism: Tricharina praecox
Lineage: Eukaryota; Fungi; Ascomycota; Pezizomycetes; Pezizales; Pyronemataceae
Product: vacuolar transporter chaperone 4
Exons: 4
Coding region: 252-2579 (775 amino acids)
Biological process (GO): vacuole fusion, non-autophagic; microautophagy; vacuolar transport
Cellular component (GO): fungal-type vacuole membrane; vacuolar transporter chaperone complex
Source: RefSeq, a predicted model, not a curated record